UCUCUCCGAAUCACAGCCCAAAAACACGCACAAAAGAAACUUCUUCGACACCCGACCAGUCAACAACCCCAACUCCCUCUCUCCUCCUUAAAACCCCAAAUCCCCCUUCUCUUCCUUCCACACACACUGCACAUCUCAUCCAGAGAUCUGUUGAGUGUUUGGAUUUCCUCCCUUUUCCAUCUCCAAAACCCAGUUUUCAGAUCGAAAAAUCUCAUACCCAGUAAAGAGAAAACCCAGAAAAUCCAUCUCUUCCAACCCCAAUCUCAUUGAAAGAAGAUAGACAGAGAGAGAGAGAGAGAGAGAAGGCCCCAUCUUUUUUCAUCCAUUGAUUCUCUAUCUGGGUAUUUGGAUUUUUUGGAAUUCCUCCUUUCUAUCAUCCCCAAAGGAUUUUUUAUACAAAAAAAUCAGACCCAGAAAGGAAAACCCAGAAAAAAAUUCACUUCUCAAUCCCAAAAUCAUCUGAAGAAAAAACCCAGAUCUUUUCUCUGUUUCAGGUUCUUCAAUCCAAAAAUUCAAACCCCAGAAAGUGAAAUUUGAAUAUAUAUAUUUUUUUCCAAUCCCCAUGGAGAUUUCCUACAAACCCAUCCUCUUCUUCUGCCUUUUGAUUUCUCUUUUCCUCCCUUCCUACUCGCAAUGCAGCUACACCUUCAGCAACCGUAUCUUCCAAUCCUGCAGCGCUCUUCCCGUCCUCAACGCUAAUCUCCACUGGACUUACACAGCUUCAAACAACAGCAUCCAGAUCGCUUACCGGGCCACCCAAUCCACCGGCAGAUGGAUCGCCUGGGCAAUCAACCCGACCUCGACCCGGAUGCAAGGCUCGCAGGCUCUCGUCGCCUUCCAGCACUCGAACGGGACCAUGGUAGCCUACACAACGCCGAUCAACACCAUGAGUCCUACGAUGCUGCCAGGUCCUCUGAGCUUCCCAGUGACGAGCAUCGCCGCCGAGCACGUUGGUGGCCAGAUGAUCAUCUAUGCCACUGUGACGCUGCCGUCUAACAGCCUGACCAUCAAUCAAGUGUGGCAAGAGGGGCCCGUCUCCAGCGAUGUUCCACAGAUUCAUCCUACAAGUGGGAACAACGUUCGAUCGAUGGGGACCUUGAAUCUUCAGUCAGGGGGGACGACUGCCGCAGGCGGGGUUGUAAGGAUUCGACGCAAAAAUGCUCAUGGAGUGUUGGCUGCAAUCAGUUGGGGCACUUUGAUGCCUAUUGGUAUCAUCAUAGCAAGGUACCUGAAGGUGUUUAAGGCAGCUGACCCGGCCUGGUUUUACCUCCACGCUGCUUGCCAGACCUCAGCCUACAUCGUCGGUGUCGCCGCCUGGGGAACUGGCCUGAAACUCGGCAGCGAGUCUGCUGGGGUCAAAUAUGGCCCUCACCGUAACAUUGGCAUUGCCCUCUUCUGUCUAGGCACUCUACAGGUGUUUGCCUUGCUUCUGAGGCCGAAGAAGGACCACAAGUAUCGUCUCUACUGGAACAUCUACCACCAUGCAACCGGAUACACUGUGAUCAUCCUCAGCAUUGUCAACAUCUUCAAAGGCUUCGACAUACUGGAGCCCGAGAAGAAGUGGAAGCGCGCAUACAUUGGCAUCCUCAUCGCAUUGGGUGCGAUCGCACUUGUUCUGGAAGCUAUCACAUGGCCCAUUGUUAUAAAGAGGAAGAAGGAGGACUCUGAGAAGUCCCACCAUGGUGCGAAUGGAGUGAAUGGUUAUGGUGUUAGGCACCAGGGAGCAUAGGCUUAUAGAGAGAGUAUUGUUGUAGGCUAUCUUGUAUACACGGUGUUUGUGUUCUUUGCUUUUAUUUGUCUUUUGAGCAUUUUGAGGGUGUUUGGUUACCCUGAUUGCAUGUACUGAUGGAGCUACUUAUUAUUUUAGAUGUUAUUCUUUCGUAGUGAAA
Molecule: messenger RNA, 1889 nt
Organism: Magnolia sinica
Lineage: Eukaryota; Viridiplantae; Streptophyta; Magnoliopsida; Magnoliales; Magnoliaceae
Product: cytochrome b561 and DOMON domain-containing protein At5g47530
Exons: 3
Coding region: 563-1729 (388 amino acids)
Source: RefSeq, a predicted model, not a curated record